AUGGGCAGCCGGCGGGGCCCGGGCCAGCCGCGGGCCAGCCUCUGCCUGCUCCUGGGCGUGCUGCAGCUCCUGAGCGGCACGCAAGCCGCUGACCCUGUGGAUGUGCUGAAGGCCGUGGGUGUGAAAGGGGGUCAGGCUGGGGCUCCCCAGGUGCCUGGCUUCUGCCCCCAGAGGACUCCCGAGGGUGACCAGGCAUUCAGAUUGGACAAGACCAGCAUGCUCAGCGUCCCCACGAGGCAGCUUUUCCCAGAUGGGCCUUUCCCUGAGCAAUUCUCUGUGCUGAUGACCUUGAGGGCCCAACCAGCCAACCAGUCGGUUCUUCUGUCUGUGUACGAUGAGAAGGGGGCCCGGCAGCUAGGCCUGGCGCUGGGGCCGGCUCUUAGCCUCCUGGGAGGCUCCUUGGAGGCCUUCCCUCAGCAGGUGCAGCUCACGGACGGCAGGUGGCACCGCGUGGCGGUCAGCGUCGACAGUGGGACGGUGACCUUGGUGGUCGACUGUGACCCUCAGGCCCCUGUGUUGCACCGGGGUCCCCGAGGUAUCAGCACAGCUGGACUCACUGUGCUGGGGACCCAGGACGUCGGGGAGGACGCUUUCGAGGGAGAGAUCCAGGAGCUUCUGCUGAGCCCAGAUCCCCAAGCUGCCUUCCAGGCCUGUGAGCUCUACCUUCCCAGCUGCGACAAGCCGGAUCCCACAGCCACGGGGGCACCCCAGGGUGAGCCGGGAACGUCUGCUCCUCCCCGACGCAAAGGAAAGGGGAAAGGAAGGAAGAAAGGGAAGGGACGCAAGGGGAAGGGCAGGAAGAAGAAGAACCAGGAGGCGGGGACCUCCAGUCCAGCUCCUGGCGUCCUGGAGAACCAGGCGUCUACUGCAGUCCUCGGGACAGCAGCCCUGAAACUGCUUCCCACCUCAGCACCGUCGGUCCCUGUCACCACCACCAUCACCACCGUGACUACCAGCCAAAACGUCACCAUCGUAGAGAGCUUGGAGCCUGACAGUGGACAUGAGCUGGGGACCCCAGGGACCGAGGCAGCCCAAGAUGAAGAUGGCGAUGAGGAAAGCAGUGACCCCGUCAUGGGCCCUGACUUUGGGGCAGCAGAACAGCCGACUCUGACAGAGUUUCAGAUCUUUCCCGGCGCUGGAGAGAAAGGAGCUAAAGGGGAACCUGCCGUGAUUGAGCAGGGACAGCAGUUUGAGGGGCCUCCCGGAGCUCCAGGACCACGCGGGGUGGUUGGCCCCACAGGCCCCCCUGGGCCCCCUGGGUUUCCUGGGGACCCUGGCUUGCCGGGCCCUGCUGGUCUCCCGGGCAUUCCUGGCACGGAUGGCAUCCGGGGCCCACCAGGCACUGUCAUCAUGAUGCCGUUCCAGUUCGCAAGCAGCUCCCUCAAGGGACCCCAAGUCUCCUUCCAGCAGGCACAGGCCCAGGCAGUGCUGCAGCAGGCUCAGCUGUCCAUGAAAGGGCCCCCUGGCCCAGUGGGGCUCACCGGGCGCCCAGGCCCUGUGGGUCUCCCUGGAUAUCCGGGCUUGAAAGGAGAGAUGGGAGAGAUGGGGCCACAGGGUCCCCGGGGGCUGCAGGGACCUCCCGGGCCGCCUGGAAGGGAAGGCAAGAUGGGCCGUUCUGGAGCAGAUGGAGCACGAGGCCUCCCUGGGGACACGGGUCCCAAGGGUGAUCGGGGCUUUGAUGGCCUCCCGGGGCUGCCUGGUGAGAAGGGCCAGAGGGGUGACUUUGGCCACGUGGGGCAGCCUGGCCCCCCUGGAGAGGACGGUGAGAAGGGUGCGGAAGGCCCUCCAGGCCCCACCGGCCAGGCUGGCGAGCCGGGUCCCCGAGGACUGAUCGGGCCCCGAGGCUCCCCUGGCCCCCUGGGACGCCCGGGGGCCACGGGAAGUGACGGAGCUCCCGGGGCCAAAGGCAACGUGGGUCCUCCAGGAGAACCUGGCCCUCCAGGACAACAGGGAAACCACGGGUCCCAGGGCAUCCCAGGCCCUCAGGGCCUCAUCGGCAUUCCUGGGGAGAAGGGUCUUCCUGGAAACCCGGGAGUCCCAGGUGCCCCGGGAGCUGACGGCCCUCCGGGUCACCCGGGCCAGGAGGGUCCCACAGGAGAGAAGGGGGCCCAGGGUCCAGCAGGGUCAGCAGGCCCCCCAGGCUACCCCGGCCCUCGGGGCGUGAAGGGCACUUCUGGCCAUCGGGGUGUCCAGGGAGAGAAAGGCGAUCAGGGAGAAGAUGGCUUCUCAGGCUUCAAGGGCGACAGUGGCCUCAAGGGUGAUCGGGGGCAGCCCGGACCCCCAGGUCCUCGGGGAGAGGACGGUCCCGAGGGCCCAAAGGGGCCGGAGGGGCUGGCUGGUGAGGAGGGGCCCCCCGGUGCAGCUGGAGAGAAGGGCAAGCUGGGGGUGCCAGGUCUCCCAGGUUACCCCGGGCGUCCAGGCCCUAAGGGAUCCGUUGGAUUUCCUGGGCUCCUGGGCCCACUGGGAGAGAAAGGCAAGCGGGGGAAGGCAGGGCAGCCGGGGGAGGAAGGAGAGCGAGGACCACCGGGUUCCCGUGGGGAAAGGGGGCAACCAGGAACGACAGGACAGCCAGGUCCCAAGGGUGACACCGGCCAGGACGGAGCCCCUGGUGUCCCUGGAGAGAAGGGUCUCCCUGGUUUGCAAGGUCCCCCGGGAUUCCCUGGGCCGAAGGGUCCUCCGGGCCCUCAGGGGAAAGACGGGCGGCCAGGGCACCCUGGACAGCGAGGAGAGCUGGGUUUCCAAGGGCAGACGGGCCCGCCUGGACCAGCUGGUGUUCUGGGGCCUCAGGGAAAGACAGGAGAAGUGGGGCCCCUAGGGGAGAGGGGUCCUCCGGGUCCCCCCGGACCACCUGGAGAUCAAGGUCUUCCGGGCCAGGAAGGCAGAGAAGGGGCCAAGGGGGAGCUGGGCCCACCAGGACCCCUGGGGAAAGAGGGACCAGCUGGUCCCAGGGGCUUCCCAGGCCCCCCAGGAGCCCCCGGAGAGCCAGGGCCUGUAGGCUUGAAGGGUGACAAAGGCCCUCCUGGCCCAGUUGGAGCCAAUGGUUCCCCUGGAGAGCGGGGUCCUUUGGGCCCAGCUGGAGGCAUUGGGCUCCCCGGCCAGAGCGGAAACCAAGGCCCUAUUGGGCCUGCUGGCGAGAAGGGAUCCCCGGGAGAACGCGGCGCUCCCGGCCCCACUGGCAAGGAUGGCAUCCCAGGGCCCCUGGGACUUCCGGGCCCUUCCGGAGCUCCCGGGCCUUCUGGCGAGGAAGGGGACAAGGGGGAAGUGGGACCCCCUGGCCACAAGGGAAGCAGAGGAGAGAAGGGCGAAGUGGGACCCCCUGGACCAACAGGGGUUCGAGGUCCUGUGGGGCAUCCGGGUUCCCCGGGAGCAGAUGGGGCCCAGGGGCGUCGGGGACCCCCAGGCCUCUUUGGGCAGAAAGGAGAUGAUGGCGUCAGAGGCUUUGUGGGGGUCAUUGGCCCCCCUGGCCUACAGGGGCUGCCGGGGCCUCCUGGAGAGAAAGGGGAGGUUGGAGAUGUGGGCUCCAUGGGUCCCCAUGGAGCGCCAGGUCCUCGGGGUCCUCAUGGUCCCAGCGGAGCAGAGGGCCCCCCAGGGCUGCCUGGAGGAGUUGGUCAGCCUGGAGCCGUGGGUGAGAAGGGUGAGCCUGGGGCUGCUGGAGAUCCAGGGCCCGCAGGAACCCCAGGGAUCCCGGGGCCCAAGGGAGACGUUGGUGAAAAGGGAGACACAGGCCCCUCUGGAGCUGCUGGACCACCUGGCAAGAAGGGCCCUCCUGGAGAGGACGGGGCCAAAGGAGACAUGGGCCCCGUAGGGCUCCCCGGAGACCUGGGACCCCCAGGAGACCCUGGAGUUUCGGGUGUGGACGGAACCCCAGGCGAGAAGGGAGACCCUGGUGAUGUCGGAGCUCCGGGGCCGCCUGGCGCUUCUGGGGAACCUGGUGCCCGUGGGCCCCCUGGCAAGAGGGGUCCGCCUGGCCGUAUGGGUCCAGAAGGCAGAGAAGGGGAGAAAGGUGCUAAGGGGGAGCCAGGUCCUGACGGGCCUCCAGGGAGGACGGGGCCCCUGGGGGCUCAAGGGCCCCCUGGGCGAGUCGGGCCUGAGGGUCUUCGAGGGAUACCAGGACCUGUGGGUGAGCCUGGCCUUCUGGGAGCCCCUGGACAGACGGGCCCCCCUGGCCCCCUGGGCCCCUCUGGCCUCCCAGGGCUGAAGGGAGAUGCUGGUCCCAAAGGGGAGAAGGGUCACAUUGGACUGAUUGGCCUCGUUGGUCCUCCUGGGGAGGCCGGAGAGAAGGGGGACCAGGGCUUGCCAGGUGUGCAAGGUCCCCCUGGCCCCAAGGGAGAACCUGGCCCUCCUGGUCUCACUGGUGCUGUGGGUCACCCUGGGCUGCCAGGCGUGGUGGGCCCUCUGGGACAGAAGGGUUCCAAGGGGUCCCUGGGAUCCCCGGGUCCCCGAGGAGACCCUGGACCUGCAGGACCCCCCGGCCCUCCGGGUCCCCCUGCGGAGGUGCACGGGCUGCGCCGGCGCCGUUCUGUCCCAGAGAAGCCAGAGGCCCUGGAAGGCGGUCUGGAGGAGGUGCUGGCAUCUCUCACUUCCCUCAGCUUGGAGCUGGAACAGCUGCGGCACCCUCCCGGCACAGCUGAGCACCCCGGCCUCAUGUGCCAUGAACUACACCGCCACCACCCACACCUGCCUGAUGGGGACUACUGGAUUGACCCCAACCAGGGCAGCGUGCGGGACGCUCUCAGGGUGUUCUGCAACUUCACGGCGGGAGGCGAGACCUGCCUGAAUCCAGACAAGAAGUUUGAGAUGGUGAAACUGGCCUCUUGGUCCAAGGAGAAGCCUGGAGGCUGGUACAGCACCUUCCGCAGAGGCAAGAAGUUCUCCUAUGUGGACGCUGACGGGGCCCCAGUGAACGUGGUACAAUUGACCUUCCUGAAAUUGCUGAGCGCCACUGCCCGCCAGACCUUCACCUACACCUGCCAGAACUCGGCUGCCUGGCUGGAUGAGGCCGCUGGCGACCACAGCCGAUCCGUCCGCUUCCUCGGGACCAACGGAGAGGAGUUGUCCUUCAACCAGACAGCAGCGGCCACCAUCAAUGUCCCUUAUGAUGGCUGCCGGCUCCGGAAGGGCCAGGCGAAGACCCUGUUGGAGCUCAGCUCUUCUCGAGUGGGCUUUCUGCCCCUGUGGGAUGUGGCAGCUGUGGACUUUGGCCAGACGAACCAGAAGUUUGGAUUUGAACUGGGCCCCGUCUGCUUUAGCAGCUGA
Ochotona curzoniae (black-lipped pika) is the source of this 5256-nucleotide messenger RNA. It is a transcript of the gene COL5A3, whose product is annotated as collagen type V alpha 3 chain. Bases 1 to 5256 code for a protein of 1751 amino acids. The transcript is spliced from 67 exons. NCBI's taxonomy places the organism in Eukaryota, Metazoa, Chordata, Mammalia, Lagomorpha, Ochotonidae. Gene Ontology annotation, molecular function: extracellular matrix structural constituent. The record is from RefSeq and is a predicted model, not a curated record.